UUCCCAAGACAAACAAACAUCAGUUCCCACAUAUACAACGACAACGAUCUGAUAGACAUGAACGGAGUUCAUUCAGCAUUGAGAUAUAUCCCCUAUAGAAAAAUUGAAUGUAUUCGUCUAAAUUAGCUGUUGCCUUCACAUGAAAUUUGUUACUCCGACCGUAUGGUGACAUCCGCCUAUAGUUCCGAUCGAUCGAUCUUAAGUGCAGCUAAACAUCCCAUUUACAGGGCAUUAGAAACUUGUAGAAGACUAGUAACCAUUUGGUCUAUAGCCUGGAACUAACAACAACCGCCCGUCGUCUAACUUACAAGACUCAAGUUUUUGGGAAUGGUCUUUCUAAGAAUAAAAUCCGAAUUGACUAUUCGCCAUCGCCCCAGCUAAAUAGUAGGAAUCACGCUGUUCGUGUGGCACUAAGAGGGUUCCGCUUCUGGAUCGUCUACACUAGGCUUUGUACUUCAGGGUGCCAUCGACGUCAUUAGUCUUCACUAACAGGGCUGGGAGAAUUCAAACAUCGCCAUUCUAGUAAAUAGAACAAGAAAUCAUGGAAUAUUCAAGACGACAGAUGGGAAUUGGAGUGGAUUUUUGGCCGCGUAACCUUCUCCAGUCCUACGUAUAUAUACCGAAGGGUUGAGCCAACCUCGUCGACCUGAUAUUUGAAGCUUACUACUGAAUCCACAAAAGUCGCAUUAUGUCUGCAGACGAAGAAGCAAAUCAAAAUGGCUCCACCUCGGGCCAGAACACUAUAGCUUCUAAAUUAACAGAUAUUCUUCCCGUUCCGCCGAAUACCCAACCUGUUAGCGAACCCGAGAAGCGUGAAACUGCGAAUAGCCUCACCGAGGAACCGACACUUUCCCAUGCUUUGGCUACGGACGAUCACGAAGAGAAGGGCUUAGCCCAACAAGAGCAUGAUGAAGAAGUGAUCGAUUUGGGUUGGAAUGAGAAGAAAGAAGAAAUAUCCGGGCCGUUGGUUGGGGGUUUGGGUAACGAAGAUCUAUGGCUAUUGGUGCGAAGAUUUAAUAAGCAAGUAUACCAUGUUAAAGAAGUGCCCACUACUGUACCUGGCGAUCUAGAUCUCAACAUAGCCGAUGAAGAGGAAUUUUCUCCCGACAAAUUGCGAGCGAAUGUUGAGCGACUUUACAUGACUGUCGUCGUCGGGUUGUUAGCUGCUGUCAAACAUAUUGCGCGAUUACGUUCAUGGCGUGAGACUCGUCGGACAGCAAGUUUUUGCGCGGUCUACUUCCUUGCGUGGGCGCUCGAUCUAGUUGUUCCGACACUGACACUAACCUUGAUCACACUCAUUGUCUACCCACGAUCGCGAGAUAUCCUCUUCCCACCGGCGCCUCUUGCAUUGGUCGAUAGCAAAACUGGUGGCAUUCAAAAACCUAAAGCUGGAGUUCUUGGCAGCACCGAGAGUUCAACAGGAGCACCACAAAAUUACAAGGGCGAGGCGGUCGAACAAGAAGCUAGCAAUUUCUUCAAUGGCAUUACGUCAAUCGUGGUUACAAGCGCUACGGGAAAGAAUCCACAAGCUGCACCGUCAACAGAAUCGGGAUCUCCCGAUGAUGCCGUGCCAGAUCCUACUAGUGUGACCGUUGCGGCUGCUGAGGCAAAAGAUGUCGCUGCGGGAGGCAAGGCGAGUCCGAAACAUGACAAGACUAAAGUCCCAGUCGAGACUGCGAUGUGGACAAAAAUGAGACCAAUUAUGCAUGGUGUUGCUGAUGUGUCCGAUACUUGGGAGAGAUUUGCCAAUGCUCUGUCUCCCACACCACCAUUCCCAAGGGACAUCUACAGACUGAGGCUAGCCUCUUUGAUUCUUCCGCUGUUCCUCAUUUCUCUGUUCGUGACAUCUUACAUGUUCAUGAAAGGUGUGACCUUCGGAGUAGGGUUUGGCUUUUUCGGAGAUCCCAUUAUUUCUCGCGGAUUGAAGUGGCUCAACCAUACAUUCCCUAACUGGCAGAAAUUACUCGAGCUUCGCAACACAAUACUCAAGGGUGUACCGACUAAUGCGCAAUUAACACUUACCCUUCUUCGCAUAGGCGAAGCUAAUAAGGCUCCCAUCCCACCACCGCCUUCUACUAGCGAGCCACCACCUGAGAAGCCAACGGAAAUUACAGACAACGAAUUGAGAGCAACGGGUGCCGAACCGCCACUAAACGCUACAGACGAAGAAAUCCAACAGGCCAUGGAACAUGACCCGCGAACUGCACACGAGACUGGUGGCUCGGAUAUUGAUGCCGCAAAGGGGUCUAAGCACGGCAAGAAAGGUAGCAAGAUCAUCGGCUUCUUCAAAGGAACUACGAAAGGCGCAGUGAAGACGGCUAUUGGUACCGAUCACGCUCGAGCGAAAGUGGGAUCUCAUCAUGCUAAGAACCGUCUGGGUGCUGUUCCUCGAUCGGACGAUAGCCGGAUCUCUGGACCGGUUGACUUUCAGGGUCGAUACAAGGGCCAGAAAGGACAUGUCUACAUCACAACGAAGUCCACAAUUCCAGCGGUAUCUUUUAGUACUGACUCGACAAUCGAGAAGAUUGGGUCGGUGGAGCGCGAAGAUUUGCACCCACUUUGGACUAUCGCCAUUAAUGAUAUCGCCGAACUUAAGAAGGUUGGUGGAUAUGGAUGGAAGGCCAAGAUAGUGGUUGGGUGGUCAAUGGGUAGAGAAGUGGCCGACGGAUUAGAAAUUACGGACAGGUUAGGGAACGUACGACGCGUCACUGCGUUACCAAUGAGGGACGAAUUGUUUAACCGUCUUGUGGCUAUAGGAGGACAGAAAUGGGAGGCCUGGUGAGAGGUCCUCGACAAGAAAAUUCAUGGAGUUAUUGUAUGUCUAACAUUGUAGAUUAGUGCGAAGGCUUGUCCAGCCGAUUGACUAGUCUGAUUUCUUUCAUUUCCCUGUCUUUUCCUUUUCGGAAUCAUCGGAUACCUACCUAGGCUAUUAGGUUCCCAAGCUACCUACUCAUUCAAGCCAGUCAGAUAGCGUGUAGGAUAAAUCUACUUGAUCUUACGAAUCUUACGAUGUAUUCAC
Hypoxylon trugodes is the source of this 3019-nucleotide messenger RNA. RefSeq lists its product as uncharacterized. The record is from RefSeq and is a predicted model, not a curated record. The transcript is spliced from 4 exons. Bases 689 to 2782 code for a protein of 697 amino acids. NCBI's taxonomy places the organism in Eukaryota, Fungi, Ascomycota, Sordariomycetes, Xylariales, Hypoxylaceae.